AUGGACAUCACAAGAACGAGCAAUGUUUUAGUAGUUUCUCGAUUUUUAUGGAAAUUUAUCAAUACAAGAGACUGGGUUCAGGGUCGAAAUGAGAUUGCCAAAUCGUGUAAUCCAUAUGGCACUAUCGCACACAUAUACGAUUUAACCAACCGUGCAUAUAAGUUUAGAGAAAAAAAAAAUAAUUCGAAUUGUGUCUGUUUAUCCAUAAGGGAAAGAAAUGAAGACUUUGACAAAAGUUCACACAAGAAUCAUGAUAUUGUAUUAGAUCCCUAUUUGGUAAGAAAAAAUAAGAACAAAUUUGUUCAUUUUCAAAAAAAAGCGAUAAAACAGAAGAAAGAGUUGAUGUUAGAAAAUGUUAACAAAAGAACCUUGUCCAAAUUGAGUUUACAAAUAGAAGAGCUUGAUUAUAGACAAUUAGUGAAAUAUAAAAAUGUAAAAAAUGUGAUUGUUCUGAAGGAUAAAAAAGAAGUAUUACAAUACUUAAAUAGCUAUUUAUUAAAUAAUAAUAAAGCAAAAUACUAUAUUUUAAAAGUGCUCAUGUUUUCCAUUACUGCCAGAAUGAGUACCUAUCAAGUGAAGGAAUUGAUAUAUAUUUUAUAUGUCUAUAAAAAGCAUAAUUUUUUAAAUCCAUAUAUAAUAUUUCACAUUAUGAACAAAUUAAGUAUGGAAGUUGUAUCGAAAAGUAUGACAGUAAAUGAAUUUGUUUUUAUGGUGGACAUUUUGACAGUACCUCUUAUCAUGUCAAAUAAGUUUGAAAAAAUGAUUCAAGGGUUCAUAUGUAUAAAUGUAAACAAAUUUAAAUUUAGCAACUAUUUUGUAAUUGGAUAUUUUUUAGCGAGAAAUAAUUUAUACAAUGAGACAGUUCUAAAUUAUAUUGCACAUUUUUAUAAAAAUUGUGGAAUUUAUUUGGAUAAGUGGGACGAGAAACGGGAAAUAAUAAAAGAAAACGAGAAUACGCAACAGUGUGAAAACAAGUCACUUAUUGUAGAUGACAAAAAAGAUAGAGUAACAGCUGAUGAUACUUCGCUCCAAAAUAUGAAUUUAAUCCAUUUUACAAAAGAUAUUCAUAAACAUUUGUUCAUUUUAGCAAAAUAUGGAUACACAGAUGUUUAUAUGUACAGUAAUAUUUUCAAAAUUAUAAUUUCUCGAUGUGGAUAUUUACGACCUUUGGAAAUCAGCUCCAUUUUGAAAUCACUUCAAAAUCUGAAUUACUAUAACAGUUGUUUAUUUAAAAUGUUAGUGAAAAAUUUAAAAAAAAAUUUAAGUCAAUAUAAAACGAAUUUAUUGCUAGAUUGCUUAAACAGCUUGUCCUAUUUUAACCAUAUUGAUGAUGAGCUAAUAACAAAAAUUUUAGUUAGACUACCGAGAACUAUAUCAACAUAUACUUCAAACGAUUUUGUUAAAUUGGUAUUUUUCAUGAAUAAUUUUAUUCCGUUCUCUAUUUAUUUUUCCCUUUUUAUAAAUCAGCAAAUUUUAUACUUUUCCUCAAGUUUUAAUAUGCUUCAUUUGAUAUCACUUUUGAAAAUUUUCACAAACCAGAGAUUUAUAAGUAAUCCAAUUUUCUACUUAUUAAACAUCAAAUUGGAGAAAUUUAUUUCUACACAUUCAUGGAUGAAGAAUCCCCUAAAUGGUGUAAAUAAUGAAAAAUACAUGCAGAGAAAAACAGCCAUCAACGCAAAGUAUAACAUAACUUUUAAAAAUCUGUUUGAAAUUAUUCACAUAAUGAAUUUCAUGUCAGUGAAAUAUACCAAUUUGAUUCAAAAUUGCUUAGAGAGCAUGUUUAUUAUUCAAAAUGAGUAUGAACAAUUACAUUUUCAAGAAAUAAAAUAUAUGACAUAUUCGUGCUGUUAUUUCAUACUACUUAACGAUUUUUAUGACGUUGUCUCAAGCAACCCGUUGUAUCAGCGUAUACAGAAUUUUUUUUACCUUCUUGACCCAUCAUUGGUGGACGUAAGUCAAGAUGGAGGAAUCGAAUGUAGCGCUAAGGUGGAGAAUUCUAAGAAGGUUGAUAAUGCUGGCAAUACUGAGAAGGUUGAAAAUGCUGGCAAUACUGAGAAGGUUGAAAAUGCUGACAAUACUGAGAAGGUUGAAAAUGCUGGCAAUACCGAGAAGGUUGAAAAUGCUGGCAAUACCGAGAAGGUUGAAAAUGCUGGCAAUACCGAGAAGAAUGAAAAUGCUGACAAUACUGAGAUGGAUGGCAAUACUGAGAUGGCUGACAAUACUGAGAUGGAUGGCAAUACUGAGAUGGCUGACAAUACUGAGACGGAUGAAAAUAUAGUGGAAUAUGACCAUCUUAAGGAGAAUAGCAAUUUUUCACCGCAUAUUCAAGGAUGCAUCCAUGGGGAAAUAUUAAAAAACAUCACGUAUAAUGAAUUUUAUGAGGAAAAUAAAAUUAUGAACAAAAUAAGAGAUAAAAAAAUGGAGAUAAAUAUAUACUCAAUGAUAAUACGAACUUUCCUUGAAGAGCUAAUAUAUAAUCAUUCAAAAAACAAAAUGAUAAAUGUAUACAAUUUCCGUGGAGAAUAUAUGAAAUACAUUUUUUCUAAAAAAAUCGAUAGUGCAAAAGAGUAUAACAAUAACGACUGUGUGCUUGCACUGAAAAAAUUAUUUCCCAUAAUGUUUUAUCCACAUAUAGAUAAAUCACUUUUAAAAAAUGUUCCAGUAAAUAGAUAUUUUAUUUCCACAUAUUUAGUUGGGUUUCCUCUUGAAGAGGAGUUCAAUCAAUUUAUACAAAGUGAACAUGUUAAACGAGAAAUGUCUUAUCACCAAAAAUCGCUAAACGAUAUGUAUGAAGUGUUGAAAAGUCUACCACAGUUAUGUUACAAAUUUAGAAUAGUUAAGGAAGGUAAAACAAAUUCAACUUUUCUUUACACUCAUUAUAUAUUUGCAAAAAAUGUUGUAAGUAAAAAGAAAGUUGCUAUCUUAUUUGGAACGAAAAAUUACUUCUACACUAAGAUAAACAAAUUGCAAAUUGGUCUUAAUUCAAGAUCUACAUCCAAUUUGUUUGACAAAGAAUACAUGACCAAGGGCGCCAUAGCACAGUUGCAGUAUUUUAAAAUGUUUUUUAACAGUGUAUAUUUAGUGCCUGUUCAUGUAUGGGAAAAUAUGGACCUAGAGAAGAAAAAGCUUUUUUUUGUUAAUAUGCUUAAUUUGUCUAGUGAAAAAGUUCCUGAUUUCGAAUGGGGAUACAUCUCCCUCUAA
Plasmodium gonderi is the source of this 3201-nucleotide messenger RNA. RefSeq lists its product as hypothetical. Bases 1 to 3201 code for a protein of 1066 amino acids. The record is from RefSeq and is a predicted model, not a curated record. NCBI's taxonomy places the organism in Eukaryota, Apicomplexa, Aconoidasida, Haemosporida, Plasmodiidae. The transcript has a single exon.